Messenger RNA from Styela clava, 5067 nucleotides. RefSeq names its product epidermal growth factor receptor kinase substrate 8-like. Lineage: Eukaryota; Metazoa; Chordata; Ascidiacea; Stolidobranchia; Styelidae. The record is from RefSeq and is a predicted model, not a curated record. Gene Ontology annotation, biological process: positive regulation of ruffle assembly; Rho protein signal transduction; regulation of Rho protein signal transduction. Gene Ontology annotation, cellular component: plasma membrane; ruffle membrane; vesicle. Gene Ontology annotation, molecular function: actin binding.
GUUAUUAAAAUUAUUAUACUCUCGUCAUGUUGUUUGUGUGAUAAAGGCAAUCUAAAUAUGAAUUACGCCAGUGAUAAUCCAGAGCAGACUAUGCAGAAUGGUAUCCAUCCUGGGGCAAUUCAGCCGUCUGGUCGUGCUAUAUAUGAACAAAGAAAAUUAUAUGGGAAACAGUCUGCAAACGUUGAAGAAAUAUCACAAUACAACGUUGAGCAUUUGACAACAUUUGCUGUGGAGAGAAAAGAUGGAUUAUUGACAGCUGAUGAUGGAAUAAGAAAACUUAAGUUGCUUGAUGCUCGAGGCAAAAUAUGGGCUCAGGAGGCUUUGAUGCAAGUUGACGGGAAGGCUGUCAAACUAUUCGAUCAACAGUCUCAAGAUGAACUAGAACAUUUUCCUCUCAAUUCGAUACAACACGUUCAAGCUAUCACCUAUGGAGCAGAACCCUAUGCUGUCUUAGCAUUGAUUGUGAAAGAUAUAGACCAGAAAAUUCCAGACAUGCAUCUUUUUCACUGCCCUAAUGUUCCACCUGACAUUGUCGUAUCUGAUAUUGAAAGUGCUCUCGCUGAUUGUAAGGACAAAAAGGGAAGAAAAAUUCGACCCGAGACUUUAAAACGAGCACGCGAAAGAGUCGAAGCUUCAGUCAUUCCGCCACCACCUUUAAAUCCACCUCCCGCUCCUCCCAUGAAAGAAGGAAAUGUCAGAGAAAGAAUACAGUCAUGGGAUAAUAUCGGCCACAUUAAUGACAUCACAACUCCAGGACCAGAUUACAAUGCAGAGGAAUCAUCUGAAACUAUCUUGCAGAGAGUCAAUCGAGACGUUCAAAUCCUAAAUCACACACUUGACGAUGUCGAACUGUUUGUCGCAAAAUUACAGAAGUCUGCACAAGCUUUAAAAGAGCUUCAUUACAGAAAGGGAAACAAAAAAUCAAACAAAUCGAAAAAGAAAAUGGCAGGAGAGGGAAUGUUGACACUACGUUCCAAACUCCCUCCCCAUCAAAAGUUCAUCGACUGUUUCCGCAAAUAUAAGCUGGCUUUUAAUUUGCUCGCAAAGCUCAAAGCUCACAUUCAAAAUCCAAAUGCUAUCGAAAUAAUCCAUUUUCUAUUCUCUCCUCUUCAAAUGUGUAUUCAAGCCUGUGGCGGAUAUGACAUCCCCAGAUCUGUUGAAAGUCCGCUCCUAACAAAGGACGGCAUCGAUCUUCUUCAUAAUUGUCUUACAACACAGGAAGCCGAAGUCUGGAGAAAUCUCGGAGAUUUUUGGACAAAAUCAAGGCUUGAGUUUCCAAAAGAACACUACUUCCCUCCAUAUGUACCGACUUUCAGUUCUGGUUGGGUUCCACCGCUACUUUCAAAUGAUCCUGGCAAAGAUCAUACUGAAUUAGCAGCCACCAUUGCAGAACAGGCAAGCAGAGUUAAUAGAGCAGAAGAGGCAAGAAGGGCAUCAGAUGUGAACAAUGCAAGUGCAGACGCCUUCAGACAGCAUGUUGAACAGCAUGUAGUGAGAAACCAGGCUCUUAACAACGCAUUACCUAUGAGUGCUGUCAUGUCUCCACAGAAAACAAAAAUGUGCAGAUCUAUGUUUGAUUUCACUGGACGAAACAAAAAUGAAUUGAGUGUCGCUCAAGAUGAAUUAUUAGAAAUUCUUCAAGAUGAUAAAAGUUGGUGGAAAGUUAGAAAUAAACAAGGUAAUAUUGGAUAUGUACCUGGAAAUCAAGUGGUUGUGAUCUCCCAUAAGGCCACGUCAUCUUCAAGUUCUGAUCCACCGAUGAAUGGAGGGCCAGCAUAUACCAAAUCAUCCCCACCCAUGUCUCCCACUCCAUUACCACCUCUUCCUCCUCCUCCACCACCACCACCACCAUUUAUACCAGUUGCUCCUCCACCACCAAAAAUUGUUCCAGUUGCAGUUACCCCAAUAAGGAGAGAAAACAGACCUCCAGUGAUCAAUGUUAAUGGAAAUAAUAACAAUGGUGGACUGAAAAAUGAUCCAAUUUACUCACAAACAAAGAAGCCGGUACCUAAAAGUAUAAGCAUGGAUAAACUUCGUGAAGAGUUGAAAGGUCGUGUCAAUACGCAGCAAGCGCAGUCUCGGAACUUCAGUAUACCUAAGAAAAGCGCUUCUUCUGCAUCGUUGAAAUUGACUGAAAAAUCGACCCAAACAGAAGUUAUGCGAUGGCUGGAAUCUCGUGGAUUUAGCCAGUUAACAAUCAACAGUCUUGGUGUAUUGACUGGUGCUCAAAUCUUCACUCUCACCAAAGAGGAAAUCAAAAUGGUUUGUGAAGAUGAUGGAGCCAGAGUCUACAGUCAAUUACAAGUUCAAAAAUCUAUAGUAAAAGACCAACAGAAAGGUGAUGACGAACUUGCUGCCAUUCUUAAUAUGAGGAAAAAACUAAAUGAACAAGCAUUGGAGCCUUAGAAACCAUUCCAGAAUGAAAAGUGUAUAAAAUACUGCUUAUGACUAGCACUUUAUUAACAAGUUCAGCUCUUCAAGAAAACUCGCAGAGGGAAUUUGGGAUUAUUCUAUCAUUUAAACUGGGCUUGUCAAAAAAAUUUUGGAACAAAAAAAGUCAAUUUUCUAUACUUUUAUUGAAAUCAAAACGAUUUUCAAGGGAAAAAUUUGAAAUACUUUAUGGGUGUGGUUUUUCAUCAAUUUUCCAUUAGAAUAUCUUCAAAAAUGUCAUGAUUUCAUUACAUAAUACCUUAUUUUAAAUUAUUGAUAGUUUGCUGUAUACUCUCUAGUGACUAAUUGCAGCGAUGUAUCAAAUGUCAUUGUACUAUACUUUCUCUUUUUAUUUUGAUGGAUCAUUAUUGUUAUUAUUCCUAAUUCUUUUUUACUAUUAAUUCCUAACACUUUUCCUAUCGUACUUAAUAUUGAUUUUCUAUUAGCAUGCAAUCUCAUUUAAAAUUUAAUGCUUUAGGUUUAUGUGUAGAUCACUGUAGUUUGAGCAACUUUCUUUUUUCUUCGUACUAUUAAAAUUAUUUUUUUUUGCAAAAUCUUGAAUAGGUGUUACAAUAAUGGUACAAGUUGGUAAUAUAUGCUCAUCCAUGGCAAUUGUAUAAUUCAGGGCUACUCAACUAUUUUUACCUAAGGUCCGCAUACAAAACUUCAAAAAUAUUUGGGUCCGGACUUUCCAGAAAUUAUAUCUCGGCAUCUUUAAACAUGCAAUUCCUCUGCCGACUAAUGAUUAUUAGCUAAUAAAGAUUGUUCGUUAUGGCAUUAUAGUUCUUUUCAUAUAUAUUUUUGAAUCUAUGAAAGUGGUUUAUAAAGAAAAUUUCAAAGUGGGGUUAAUGAUUCAAAAUGAAUAAUUAUGCGCGGUCCGAAUCGAAUACCGGAAAGGUCUGAAUUCGGACCGCGGUCCGCCAGUUGAGUAGCCCUGGUAUAUUUCAUCAUGCUUAUUCAUAUAACUGUGCUUUGCUUAUCAUUUUGUCUGGUUAGUUUGAAUCAAGUAUUCUAAUAUUUUAGUCUAUUUUUAUAGCACAAGUAUAUGUUUGAUCUAACAGUAUCCAUAAACUUGUGUUAGACAACCUAUUCUAAUACAAUGAGUGGAAUAUGAAUCAAACUGCUCCGACGCUUACCGAACUAAAAUCACAAACACUAUGGGGCCCAAAAAAAACCCUCGAAAAUCAACAUAAAAUCCCUUAAUCAAAUUCUCUGACUAAACUUAAGUAGUCUAAAAUUUUGUAUCCCUAAUAAUAAAAAUUCUUAUCUUUAGUACCGGAGUACUACUAUGAGUUUUAUACAAUCAAAAUAGCAUCAGUCUUUAAAUCUUACAGUUCUGUAAUCAGCUCUAUUAUUCUGCAUAUUGGGGACUCUAGUUUCAAUGAUCAUGUUCCAACCUGUUUCACAAGUGAUAGUUGUUCAUUUAUUUUUUCAUCGUGAAUUAGUCCAUCCUUUUUCAUCAUUAAACCCUUAUUGUGCUCUUAUAUUUACUUUUUUAUUCAAUUUUAGGUAUUCAGUUUUCAAACAGUUUUUAAUAUUGGUACUAUCACAUUAAGGUGCUUGUUUAAAUGCUACAACACAAUACAAAACGAUUAAUCUAGUACAGUUAUACAUGGUGCCUAUGAAUUGAGAUUUCCAUAUUAUUAGACGUUGAAACAGAACCAUUAAAAAAGGAAUGUUAGUAUGCUAUUAUUACACUAAAUAAAAAUAUGCACUGGUAAAUGUUGAAUUAAAAUGUUUUUUCAAUGUAAUGUAUUCAAAUCUUGUUUAGUAGUUUACAGUUUACACCCAAUUCAUGCAUCGGUCAAAGGUUAAUCAUGCAUUUAUGGCAUGUUUCAUCUGAUCAUGAAUGGAAUGGGAAGAGUUGUUAUACGUAACCAUAAUUUUACUGUACACAUUAAGACGCAAGUUUCGAUUGUUUUUUGUAUGUUCUUGUUUAAUAAAUCACAACUCCAACCACAACAACUAAAAUGUAUAAGUUGUAUUGUGAUAUCUUAUCAAUCUGUCAAUUCAUGUUAGUCUCCUAUUCAUUUUAAGAUAUAUUGGUCCUUUAAAAUGUAAUUUCUCCCUUGAUAAAAAUGAACUUGACAAUAUAAAAUGCAUGUCACAUAGUCUUAAUUAAUGGUAAAUGGUGGAUGCUAUCCCGAAAUUGAAGUUUGGAAUUGAAUGCUUUAAUUACUUUUACUUCUAUUCUUCUAAUUUGGCAUCAUUUUUCAUUCGCUUAAAUUAUCAUUAUUUAUUUCAACAUUGGUGAAUAGGUAGCUAGAUUGGUGGUACACAAUAUUUGGAAUAUAUGUGUGAAAAACUUGUAUUUGUCGACAACUCAUUUAGCACACUUUUUGAUUAUGGAAGAAAUUGGGCUUUUCUAUUAUGUAUUCUUAGAAUAAAUAACCAUUAUUUUUUUUCAAAAUACCCCAAAGCAUAUAUUGUUAAUAUGGACUCCAAAGUUGUUUGUAUUUGCUGCAAUAUGUAAUUUUUUAGACGCAACAAUCUUGUUUGUUUGGUUGUUCCCACUGUAGAUUAGCUUUAUGUAAUUAAUUUUGUCUCAUAUUUGUAAGUGUUCUCUAUCAUCAAAGUGUGCUUGUGUGGAUACUGCUUCUUUUAAUCGAUUAUAAAUUACGAUUUGACAUGAAAAAA